GUUGGAGUUCAUGGAUUGUUGAAUGUGGAAAUGGCACCAGAACUCGGCAGAUUAGUCAAGCAGCUACAAUGAGUGGUCAGAAAUGUACAGGACCAUUGACUGAGAUCUCCUUAGUCACAUCUUGUAUGGCAACCAAUCUAGCUAAAUCUCUUGGAGCAACAGUGACCAUAAGUUCAGUCCAUAGUUCUGUGUAUGCUGCUGCAAAGGCUAUAGAUGGCAAUCCAAAAGAUGUUACUGGACAGGCACUUGUUGGUACUGAUUGUGCUGGUACAAAAUAUUCCAUGAAUCCUUGGCUUCGAGUUGACUUGCAAAAGGAAUAUCUUGUGUCACAUGUUAGAAUUAUCCCUAUAGGUGAUAGAGGUAAAAAUUUGUAUGUUCAUGUUGGUAACAACUUAACAGACUAUGGGAAUGACAACCACAAUUGUGGAAAGGCUCCAUAUGACAUCUCUACUCGCAAUGAUGCAAUAUGGCGAGAUGUUAGUUGCAGCCCACCAGUUUGGGGAAGAUACAUUAAUUUACAGAGAAUAGUGACAAAAGGCGUUCUUCAUAUAUGUGAGGUGGCUUUCAACUAUGAGUUGGAGAUUGCUAUUCUAGACAAUAAUAUGAAUAUUGAAGAGACAAGUGUGGCAGUUGAUGAGAAUCAAGGUUACUCUAAUCCUAUUGAUUGUGGUGUCAGUCCUGAUGUGACCAACUUUAAUAAUGCACGUUUGCAAUGGAAGCACAACAUGACUAUUGUUGUACCAUCUUCCAGUGCACAGAAUGUAUAUCAGGUGUAUGAGAAUGGUGUUCAGAGGCUCUACAUCAAGUCAGCUAGUGUUUCUUCCAAUGGUUUGUAUACAUGCCAAUAUACUGCCACUGAUGGCUCUAUAGUGUCAAAGUCAUUUACACUGAACGUCAAUGUAAACUGUGAAUGGAGCUCAUGGUCAAAUUGUACAUCAUCAUGUAGUUUUGGUACUCGUACUCGUACACGAGCACGUCUUAAGCAACACAAUGGAAUGGACUGUGAUGGGUUGCCAACUGAGAACUGUGACAGCAAACAACCACCAUGUGUACCAACAGCUGGACGGUCACCAGGAGUUUCUUUUGAUGAGUUGUCAGUGCAAGAGUUGAGCUGCACAGCUUUACAGUAUUCUAGCCUGAAUGGAGACAUUACAUUUGGAUGGUACAGAGAAGAGAAUGGAAUUGAUUCAGCUAUUGCAUUAGACUCUAGAGUGACAAAUUCAACAAAUAAUGUUGGUAUAGGCAAAUUUUCUGGGAAAUUGAAAUUUGCAUCUGUGAAUCGUUCAGAUAGAGGAUUAAUCAAGUGCAGGGCAUUUAACAAGUAUGGUGCUAGUAAUAUGUCUUCAGCUACAUCAGUUAAUGUCAAAUAUGCUCCUGAAUUUGUUGAAAUUAGACCAUCUAAUCCAGUGGGUGUGAAAGGACAAAAUAUUACAUUAAACUGUUCUGCUGGUGGUAAUCCCUCUCCAGAUUAUAGAUGGAGAGGAGGCAAGAGUGCAACAGGAUCUACUCUGGAAUUAACAUCACUUGAAUUUAAGGAUGAAGGGUCAUACACAUGUGUUGCUAAUAACACUAUUGAGGCUGGUGCUAGGUCCACUAAUACAUCAGUACAGUUGACAAUUGAAGGUCCUCCACAGAGAUGUGUUGUGGUGUCAGUUGAAAGCUAUAAUGACUCAGAAGUGAAUGUUGCAGUUAACUGUCCCGAAAAUGGAAACUCAAGUGUAACUGAAUAUCACAUACAAUAUCAGUUGGGUAGUGGCACCAGCAACAUUCAGUGGGAACAAAGAGAAUUCAAUGCUUCUGAUCCGCAACCGUUUGUUGUUGUUGGUCUCAGUCCAUUUACAAAGUACAGAUUUAGAGCAACAGCAAGCAACAGGCAUGGCUAUGAACCUGGAAGUUUGGUGGCUGUUAAUGUGGUAUCUGUGACUACUGCUGAAGGCUAUCCCGGUUCUCCCGAUUCAUUGAGUUUAUCAGGAAAUGCUUCUGCUCGCUGGUUUGUUGUGUCUUGGUCACCUCCCAGUACACCUAAUGGUGUUCCUCGCUAUUACUUUGUUUACUACAAACCAAUUGGUGUUCGUCAAGUGAGAGAUGUGGAUGGGUACAAGAGACUGAAUGUAACAGCCACAUUGGCCAAUUUGACAAUGCUCGCUCCAUUUACACAAUACAGUGUUGAGGUGGCAGCAGUGAACGUUCGGUCUCAUGAUGGUAAAGUGUUGGAAGGACAAAGAAGUACUGCCAUUGUUGCCAACACAUCAGAAGAUGCUCCUACAACUGCACCACAUUCCCUGAAAUAUUCUUCCAAUCCACCACAUACGGUCACUGUAAUGUGGAGUGAACCUGAAACACCAAAUGGAGUUAUUAGAUAUUACAUUGUUGAAUACAUGCUGUCAGAUGGGACUGGAAACAAGGCACGUUUUAAUUUUGUGAAAGAGCGUAUGCAAGAGAUUAGUGGUCUAAUACCGUCAACAAAUUAUAAUGUCACAGUUCAAGCUUUCACAGUUGGUGUUGGACCAGCAGCAUCCAUUACUGUUAUGGCAGCUGCUAUAACACCAACGCCACCUCAGAAUUUGAGAAAUUCAGGUGUGACAUCAAGCUCAAUUACUCUACAAUGGGAGAGGCCUAUUAGCUUUAAUGGUGCUUUUCAGUACUACACUGUUUACAACAAUAUUGGUGAUGCUUUGUACAGCAAGAGUUCCGACAUUGAGAGUCAUGAAAACCUAUACGCCUUGAAGGACCUCAAACCGUAUACCGAGUACAAAAUAUAUGUGACAGUAACGAAUAACGCAAAGUCCAAUCCAGAAAGUUCCCCUAGUAACAUGAUUACAGUGCGCACACUGGCAGCUUCUCCUCACACACCAGACAAACCUUUAGCUAGUGAUGUUGCAUCGUCAGCGUCAACUGUAGUAUUUGUACCUCCUACUGUGAAUGAUGACAAUGGUCCAAUAGAAUAUGUUGAUUUUGUUGUUUAUGAGGGUACCACUGGAUCUAAUGCUCCUUCUGUAUCUGUUGUACCACGUACUAUUGGACCGUAUGAACAAGAGGGCACAGACAACACAUGGUAUGUAACAGCUCGAUACAGUUACGUGAUUUACAAACAGAACAUAGAAGGGAAGCAGUUUAUCGUUGGAAGUGAUUCAAUGUCUGGUGAAAAGAAUGAGUACAAAAAUGUUCCACUUAAGUCUGAUUCGACUUACUUUAUAUAUAUUCGUGUGGUUGCAAUGUUGGAUAAUGGAAUUGGGAUGAAAGAAACAGCAAUUGGUGAACCACUAAGAGUUUUGACAAAGGCAGAAGAGUUACCAUCAAAGGGAGGAUCAAGUUCAGUGGCUCCAAUUGCAGGUGCUGCAGCUGGUGGCAUCAUUUUUCUUCUAUUGGUUAUUCUUAUUGUUGUUGUUCUAAGGAGACGUCGUUCAGGAAAAAUGACUGACGGUGUUUACAUAAACCAACAAGUUGCUUUUUCUUCAGUCAAGCAAGUAGAGAGUGAAUAUGACGAAAUUCCUCUUGCUCCUGUGAUUUCUUGUGAAAGUCUAUCAGUGACAUCAUAUGAAGGCACAACUGCUGUUCUUCCUUGUGAUGCUGCUGGAGAACCAAAACCAAUUAUCAAGUGGUUCCGCAAUGGAAAGGAAAUAUCUGAGAAAGAUGAGCACUUUGUUAUUCUGGGAGAUAAGUCUUUGCAGAUUGCUAAUGUCAUGGCAUCAGACAAUGGCAAGUAUCGAUGCACAGCGACAAACAGUUCAGGUGUUGAUGAACAGGUUGUAGAGUUGAUUGUACGGUCAGCCAAUGAAGCAGAAAAGAAACCAAAUGUUUGGACAUCUGGAGAUACUCCAUCUAUAAUGCCAAAAGUAAAGAGUCACCAAUCACGAACCGGCCUUCAUUCUAUCAACCUUGAGAAAUUUCCAGAUUAUGUGGCAGCUAUGCAUCAAGAUCACAACGCUGGGAUAUCCAGUGAAUUUAAGGUACUUGGAGAAUUAGAACAUAAUUUUUCAGCUGAAGUAGCCUUGGCAAACCUUUCACUAAAUCGUUACAAGAAUAUUCUGACUUAUGAUCAUUCUCGAGUUGUGCUGCCAAUUUUGUCAGGAAUGACAAACUCUAAUGGCAAUUACAUUGCUGCUGCUUUUGUUGAUGGCUACCGUAUUCCCAAGAAGUACAUUGCAUCUCAAGGACCACAGGAACAUACCGUUGCUGAUAAUUGGCGAAUGAUUUGGGCAGAAAAUGUCCCUACAAUUGUGAUGCUUACUCAUUUGAUCGAAAAGAGCAAGAUCAAAUGUCAUCAGUACUGGCCAAAGAAUGUUGUUGAUUCAGUGAACUACAAUGGUCUCAUUGUCACUUUCUUGGAGAAAGAUUCCUUUGCUGAUUAUGAAAUUCGUAAAUUCAGUCUGACCUUGGGUGAAGAGACGAGAAUGGUAACACAAUACCAUUACACUGCGUGGCCUGAUCAUGGUGUUCCCAAAUUUGCCACACCGCUGCUGAGUUUCAUCAGAAGAAUCAAUCGUGAAUAUCCAAAGAAUCGAGGGUCAAUGGUUGUUCACUGCAGUGCUGGUGUCGGUCGAACUGGAACAUUUAUUGUUAUUGACACCAUGCUUGAGAGAAUUGAGGAUGGCGAGCCCAUUGAUAUCUACAGCUGUGUUGCAUCUCUGAGGACAAAACGUCAAGAUAUGGUUCAGACUGAGGCUCAAUAUGGUUUUAUCCAUGAUGCUGUGCUUGAAGCAUUGACUUGUGGCAAUACCCAGAUUCCUGUUCAAAAUCUUCGUACUGCUGUUGCCAAACUGUCGAAGAAAGAUGCAAAGUCAGGCAAGCCAGGUUUUGAACGUCACUUUCAAGUGUUACAAACAACAGGGCCACAAAUGGACAAGCAGCUUUGUAAGGCAGGCUCACAGCCUGCUGUAACAGUGAAGAACAGAUACCAGGACAUACUGCCUUUGGAUGUGCAGCGAGUUAUUCUUCGUCUGGAGGAAACAGAAUCCCAAGACAGUGAGUAUGUGAACACUCAGGCUGGAGCCGACUACAUAAAUGCCAGCUAUUUGGAUGGCUAUCGUCAUCGUGAUGCAUAUAUUACUACACAAGGGCCACUAGCUAAGACUACAGAAGACUUUUGGAAAAUGGUGUGGGAACAGAAUUGUGUGUCAAUUGUCAUGCUGGCGUCUUUGCAAGAAAAUGGAGAGGAGAUGUGUCACCAGUAUUGGCCAGCAUCAGGUAGUGCUCAGUAUGGUCAGUGCACUGUUAAGUUGUCGAAAGAGACAAAUCUGGGAGAGUAUGUGAUACGCAAAUUUAACCUGAGCAAGGGUUCACAGUCAAAGGUCAUAACCCAGUUUCACUACACAGCAUGGCCAGAGAACAGUAAUCCCAAAACAGUAGAGCAACUGUUUGACAUGCAGGAUCAAUUGCAAAAAUGGCAGCAAGGGACUGGCAACAAAACUAUAAUCAUUCAUUGCAACAAUGGUGUUGGUCGCAGCGGAACGUUCUGCAGCAUUCUGUCGCUUGUCGAGCUCUUGAAGGUAGAGGGCAUGGUGGAUGUGUUUCUGAAAGUUAGAUCGAUGCGAAUCCAACAUCCAAGAAUUGUGCAGACUUUGACACAGUAUCGAUUUAUGUACGACGCCUUGCUGGUCUACCUUGACAACUUUGACACGUAUGCCAACUUCAAGUAACUCUUCAGUUUUUGUAGGCAACGAUUAGCCUUAUUUUGCGCUAACCUAAUCGUAUUUUAGUCAUGCUGCAUGUGUGCAGACGUUUAUAUGUUAGUAGGUUUUGCUUUUUAGGUCUAGUUGUUUUUGCAGUUAAGAAUCGUAUGUCGAUCUGUGGUACGUAGCCAGGACUAUUAGUAGUAGCUAGAGUGCUGAACUGCCAUUAUUUUGUGGACUCUUUUUUAGUGUUUUUGAAUUGUAGGCUGUUGAACGGCAACCUUCGAUCUAGAACAUGAGACAAAUUAACUUGCUUGCAGGGGUUGAUCAUAUGAA
Molecule: messenger RNA, 5948 nt
Organism: Corticium candelabrum
Lineage: Eukaryota; Metazoa; Porifera; Homoscleromorpha; Homosclerophorida; Plakinidae
Product: receptor-type tyrosine-protein phosphatase F-like
Exons: 30
Coding region: 69-5639 (1856 amino acids)
Biological process (GO): peptidyl-tyrosine dephosphorylation involved in inactivation of protein kinase activity
Cellular component (GO): signaling receptor complex
Molecular function (GO): protein binding; protein tyrosine phosphatase activity
Source: RefSeq, a predicted model, not a curated record